AUGCACGGAUGUCCUUCAUUAAUUGUUAACGAUUGCAGAAUUCUUCACAGCAAUGGAUUCACAGAAGAGGAAAUUAAUGAAAAGAAAUCAAUUGUGUACAAUAAUGUCGUCACGUCAAUGUGCACAAUUCUCAAGGCAAUGGAUAAUGUGCUUCACAUUCCUUUAGAGGAUGGCGAAAAAGAGGUUAGUUAA
Messenger RNA from Ostertagia ostertagi, 192 nucleotides. The record is from the annotation of a GenBank genome assembly. NCBI's taxonomy places the organism in Eukaryota, Metazoa, Nematoda, Chromadorea, Rhabditida, Trichostrongylidae.